CUUCAACCAAACAUGAGGUGGCCAGAAGCAGGUUUCAUCGGCUACACAAACGAUGAUGACUGUCGUCGUGGUGGGAUAGAAAUACCAUCGCAAGUGCCGAGAUUUUCCUGUGUCCGAACGCUUCACCUUCAUCGAUAACCAGCAAGCAAACGAACCAUCCAGGCUCAGCAAACCUUGAAUAUCUUCACCUCAACCAACCCCAUCAUCAACAACAACAACAACAACAACAACAACAACAACAACAACAACAACAACAACAACCACACAACAAGCAUCAACAUGCCUCUCUUCUCCCGCCACGCCGAGCCCGAGCCCGCCCCGGCCCCCGUCUACCAGGAGCCCGCUCCCAAGCGCCACUCCCUCUUCGGCGGUUCCCACCACCGCUCGCCCUCUCCCGGGUCGCCCACCUACUCCUCCGCUUCGGACCGCAACCGCUCCACCAGCCGAGACUCCGGACACGGAACUCAGCGCAAGGGCAGCCUGUUGUCUCGCACCUUUGGCAACGGUACCUCGACCAGCCACGACGUCGACCCGUCCAUCAUGCAGGCUCGCGAGCGCGUUAUGAUGGCCGAGGCUGCUGAACGCGAUGCGGAUCGAGCGCUGAUGGCUGCCAGGGAGAGUGUAAGGCAGGCUAGGGAGCAUGUGAGGGCGUUGGAGCUCGAGGCACAGGAGGAGGCGAGGAGGGCCAAGAUUAAGCAGUACCAUGCUAAGGAGGUGUCAAAGAGGGGAAAGCAGUUGGGACGUCACGGCAUUUGAAUGCUCGUUCCCCAUCAACACUUCCGUUCGGUCUCUCGGUGAAGGAAAGAAGCUAGCUAAUGCGUUUUCUUCUUCUGUUGAUCCUGUUUUAAUACGUUCUUCCUUUGGCUUUUGUUAGAUUAUAAUAUCCACACGCACUCGGAGAAGGAGUUUUGAGUUCGAUGUACAAUGUGACAGAAGGAGGGAAGUCGCGAUGAGCAUAGCACGAGCAGGCAAGAAGCAAUAAGUCUAGUUGUUAUUUACUUUCUAAUAGGAAACCCUACCCUCACCCCAACGGUUCCUACCCGCACCCUCCCCUACCUAAAAAAAUAGGGCAGUCUAGC
Molecule: messenger RNA, 1079 nt
Organism: Neurospora hispaniola
Lineage: Eukaryota; Fungi; Ascomycota; Sordariomycetes; Sordariales; Sordariaceae
Exons: 2
Coding region: 280-756 (158 amino acids)
Source: RefSeq, a predicted model, not a curated record